Messenger RNA from Phascolarctos cinereus (koala), 2403 nucleotides. RefSeq names its product protocadherin alpha-11-like. The record is from RefSeq and is a predicted model, not a curated record. NCBI's taxonomy places the organism in Eukaryota, Metazoa, Chordata, Mammalia, Diprotodontia, Phascolarctidae. Gene Ontology annotation, molecular function: calcium ion binding. Gene Ontology annotation, cellular component: plasma membrane. Gene Ontology annotation, biological process: homophilic cell-cell adhesion.
AUGGGAUUUUCCGAGCGAGGCGGUCUGAAAUUCCAGCAGCUUCUGCUCUCAUUUCUGCUCCACACGUCCUGGGAGGUAGGGAGCGGCCAGGUCCAUUACUCGGUGCCGGAAGAAGCGAAACACGGUACGUUCGUGGGGCGAAUCGCUCAGGACCUGGGUCUGGAGGUCGGGGAGCUGGUGUCGAGGCUGUUCCGGGUGGUGUCCAAGGGCCGCAGGGACUACUUGGAAGUAAAUGCGCAGAAUGGCAUUUUAUUUGUGAAUUCGCGGAUCGACCGGGAGGAGCUGUGUGGUCGCAGCCCUGUUUGUAGCAUCCACCUGGAGGUGAUUGUGGAGAAGCCGCUGCAGGUUUUCCAUGUGGAGGUGGAGAUCAAGGAUAUUAAUGAUAAUGCGCCUAUGUUUCCUGCUACAGAACAAAGGCUGUUCAUUUUUGAAUCUAAACAGCCAGACUCCCGAUUUCCGCUAGAGGGCGCGUCAGAUGCAGAUAUCGGAGUGAACUCUCUCUUGACCUACGGACUCAGCCCUAAUGAAUAUUUUAUUUUGGAAAUGCAAACGAGUAGUGAGCAAAGCAAAGCUUUGUCACUUUUAUUAAGAAAAUCUUUGGAUAGAGAAGAUACUUCUGAGAUUAAUCUGUUACUGACCGCCACUGACGGGGGCAAACCUGAGCUCACCGGCACAGUCCAACUAAAGAUCUCGGUGUUAGAUGUCAAUGAUAAUGAUCCUGAGUUUGAUCAGUCAGAGUACAAGGUGAAAUUAUUGGAAAAUGUUGCAAACGGCACAUUUAUAGUAAAGGUCAAUGCCACAGAUCGGGAUGAAGGAAUAAAUAAAGUUUUACAAUACUCAUUGCGUGCGAUAAAACCCAAGAGAAAUGACUUGUUCAGAUUAGAUGAAGAUACAGGAGAAAUUUGGAUAAAUGGAAACUUGGAUUUUGAGGAAAAUAAAUUCUAUGAACUCCACGUAGAGGCGACUGAUAAGGGAAACCCUCCUAUGGUGGGUCAUUGCAGGGUUUUGGUGGAGGUUCUGGACAUCAACGACAACACUCCAGAGGUGGCCGUGACGUCACUAUCAUUGCCAGUUCGUGAGGAUGCCCCAUCAGGCACAGUCAUCGCCCUCAUCAGCGUGUCUGACCGUGAUUCAGGAGCCAACGGGCAGGUGACUUGCUCGCUGUCUCCCCCGGGACCCUUCACACUGGUGUCCACCUUCAGAAAUUACUAUUCUUUAGUGCUGGAUGGCACAGUGGACCGCGAGAGCGUGCCAGCCUAUCAACUAGUGGUGACUGCGAGGGAUGGGGGGACUCCAGCUCUGCGGGCCACCGCCAGAAUUUCUGUGGGCAUUGGCGACGUAAAUGACAAUGCGCCUACCUUCGAGCAGCCUGUGUACACCGUGUUCGUGAAAGAGAACAACCCACCCGGGCAUCAUAUUUUCACAGUGACCGCAACAGAUCCAGAUGCGCAGGAGAACGCUCUGGUGUCUUACUCGCUGGUGGAGCGGCGGGUUGGAGAGCGUCCUCUGUCGAGUUACGUGUCUGUGCACUCAGAGAGCGGGAAAGUGUACGCUUUGCAGCCCCUAGACCACGAGGAGCUUGAGCUUCUGCAGUUCCAGGUGAGUGCCAGAGACGCGGGCUUCCCUCCUCUGGGCAGCAACGUGAGUCUGCAGGUGUUCGUGCUUGACGAGAACGACAACGCACCGGUUGUGCUGCCCCCUCACGCAGGCGUUAGCCCAGUGACCGAGCUGGUGUCACAGUCGGUGGCUGUGGGACAUGUAGUGGCGAAGAUCCGGGCUGUGGAUGCGGAUUCUGGCUAUAAUGCCUGGCUGUCUUAUGAGCUGCUGCCGGAGGUGGGCGCUGGGCGCAGCCCUUUUCGUGUGGGUCUGUACACUGGAGAGAUCAGCACAACGCGGGCCCUGGAGGAGUCAGAUGGGCGGAGACAGAUGCUGCUAGUACUAGUAAAGGACCACGGGGAGCCCAUGCUGUCUGCCACAGCUACGGUGAGUGUGUCACUUUUGGAGAAUGGUCAGGCCCUUCAGACGUCUUCCGGACUGGCCAAGCAGCCACCAGCUUCGUCCAUUGUUAAGGGAACAGCCCUGGUGAAUGUGAACGUGUAUUUGAUCAUAGCCAUCUGUUCUGUGUCCAGUUUGUUGGUGCUGAGCCUGCUGCUAUAUGUGGCUCUGCGCUGCUCUACACCCUCGCACGGCAUCUACGGGCCUGGGAAGCCCACUCUAGUGUGUUCUAAAGAGGCUGGGAGCUGGUCGUAUUCCCAGCAGCGGAGGCAGGUUUGCUCUGGAGAAGGAACGGUCAAGAAUGACCUCAUGGCCUUCAGCCCCAACCUUCCUCCAUGUCCAGUAUCCUCAGAUAGAGAACAGCAGGAGGCCAAGAAGGAUCCUUUGGGCAAGAUAAAUUUUGGAUAA